Harpia harpyja (harpy eagle) is the source of this 1799-nucleotide messenger RNA. It is a transcript of the gene RARA, whose product is annotated as retinoic acid receptor alpha. Gene Ontology annotation, biological process: retinoic acid receptor signaling pathway; cellular response to corticotropin-releasing hormone stimulus; regulation of transcription by RNA polymerase II. Gene Ontology annotation, molecular function: nuclear glucocorticoid receptor binding; zinc ion binding; RNA polymerase II cis-regulatory region sequence-specific DNA binding. Lineage: Eukaryota; Metazoa; Chordata; Aves; Accipitriformes; Accipitridae. The record is from RefSeq and is a predicted model, not a curated record. Gene Ontology annotation, cellular component: nucleus; transcription regulator complex.
UUUUCCCCCCCCCUUUCCCUUUCCCCCCCCCUCUCCCUCCUCUCCCCUCUCCUCAACCUCCCAGGCCGGGUCUUUCCCCGUGCCUCUUCUUCCUCCGCCAUGCAACCGCCACCGGGAGCUUCUCGGUUUUAAGGAUUUCGGUGUGACGGUCUCCGGGAUCAGCGUCGCAGGAGCCAGCGCCGCCAGCGAGGACAGCCGCCGGGCAGCGGGUCACCCGCGGGCCCCAUGCUCUGCUCGGCCCCCGUGCCCAGCAUCUGAGAGCCCCUGCCCUGCAACGGAGACCCCCGCCAUGGCUAGCAACAGCAGCUCCUGCCCCACGCCCGGAGGGGGGCACCUCAACGGUUACCCCGUGCCCCCCUACGCCUUCUUCUUCCCCCACAUGCUGGGGGGGCUCUCGCCGCCCAGCACGCUGGCCGGCAUCCAGCACCAGCUGCCCGUCAGCGGAUACAGCACCCCGUCGCCUGCCACCGUCGAGACGCAGAGCACCAGCUCGGAGGAGAUCGUGCCCAGCCCACCCUCACCCCCGCCCCUGCCCCGCAUCUACAAGCCCUGCUUCGUCUGCCAGGACAAGUCCUCGGGGUACCACUACGGGGUGAGCGCCUGCGAGGGCUGCAAGGGCUUCUUCCGCCGCAGCAUCCAAAAGAACAUGGUGUACACGUGCCACCGGGACAAGAACUGCAUCAUCAACAAGGUGACGCGCAACCGGUGCCAGUACUGCCGCCUCCAGAAGUGCUUUGAAGUUGGCAUGUCCAAGGAGUCCGUCCGCAAUGACCGGAACAAGAAGAAGAAGGACGUGCCGAAGCCGGAGUGCUCGGAGAGCUACAUCAUCACGCCCGAGGUGGAGGAGCUCAUCGAGAAGGUGCGCAAAGCCCACCAGGAGACCUUCCCCGCCCUCUAGCUUGGCAAAUACACUACGAACAACAGCUCGGAGCAGAGGGUCUCCCUGGACAUCGACCUGUGGGACAAGUUCAGCGAGUUGUCCACCAAGUGCAUCAUCAAGACGGUGGAGUUUGCCAAGCAGCUCCCCGGCUUCACCACGCUCACCAUCGCCGACCAGAUCACCCUCCUCAAAGCUGCCUGCCUCGACAUUCUGAUCCUGCGGAUCUGCACGCGCUACACGCCGGAGCAGGACACCAUGACCUUCUCGGACGGGCUGACGCUGAACCGCACGCAGAUGCACAACGGCUUCGGGCCCCUCACCGACCUGGUCUUCGCCUUCGCCAACCAGCUGCUGCCGCUGGAGAUGGACGACGCCGAGACGGGGCUGCUCAGUGCCAUCUGCCUCAUCUGCGGAGACCGCCAGGACCUGGAGCAGCCCGACAAAGUGGACAAGCCAGAGCCGCUGCUGGAGGCGCUGAAGAUCUACGUGAGGAAGAGGAGGCCCAACAAACCCCACAUGUUCCCUAAGAUGCUCAUGAAGAUCACGGAUCUCCGCAGCAUCAGCGCCAAGGGCGCUGAGCGGGUGAUCACGCUGAAGAUGGAGAUCCCAGGGUCGAUGCCGCCCCUCAUCCAGGAGAUGCUGGAGAACUCGGAGGGCAUGGACACGCUGGGGGGGCAGCCGGGUGGCCCCCGCGCCGGCAGCCUGGGGCCCCCCCCGGGCAGCUGCAGCCCCAGCCUUUCGCCCAGCUCCAACCGCAGCAGCCCGGCCACGCACUCGCCGUGACCCGCGCCCGGCGCGCACCAGGACAGAGCCCGGCACGCCGGCAUGCGGGGGGGGGGACGACACCCUGCGACUCGGCCCUGGCUGCAGCCCCCCUGGGGCGGACUUCUCGGCAGCCCCCGCGCCGGCGCAGCCCCGG